AUGCGCGGGACGGGCGCGGGACGUCCGCGGCGCCGCGGCGCGGCGCCGGCGCGCGCGAUUCCCCCCCUUCUCGCGCUCGCGACGCUCGCCGCGCUCGCGUGCGUCCCUUCCCUCGCGCGCGCGGCGUCGUCGUCGUCGUCGUCGUCGUCGUCGUCGUCGUCGUCGUCGUUCGACGCCGAUCGAUUCGACGCGGACGACGCCGCGUCGUCGCUCGCGCCGGAGAUCCCGCACGCGGCGAAGGCGAUCCUGAGCGCGCGCGCGCGCGACGAUCCCCUCGGCCGCCUGGACGCGUACGCGAGCUUGUCCGAGAAGGAGAAGGACGCGUGGCGCGCGGCGGGGCGGCGCGCGCGCGCGGCGCGCGGCGGCGGGCGGCGCGCGUUCGAGGAAAAGUUCGCGCGUUGGGAUCGCGCGGAGACGCGCUCGGUCACCGUGGAGGUCAAGCUCGUCGGCUUCGACGGCGACGGGAACGAGCGCGUGCGGUUGGGCGAGAGAGACUUCGCGCCGUACCUCGACGCGCUCAGGGCGGACGUGCGCGCGCACGCGCUGCGCGUGCCGUUCGACGACGACGACGACGACGACGGAGGAGGAGGAGGAGGAGGAGGUGGUGGACGCGAUCGACGCGAUCGACGCGACCGCGAUCAUCACGACCACAACCACUCGCUGCCCAUCGCCACGUCGUUCUACUUCCACGUCACGAAGGCGCCGAAGACGCUCGCGAGCGACGUCCACGCCGCGAUCGAUCGCGCGGCCGCGAGCGCGAAGGGCGCGAAGACGACGGGGUGGAGCCGCGCGCACGACGCCAUGGUGGCGAUCCCGCACGCCGUCGCGGACGCGCUGAUCCGCGCGGAUCACGCGAGGGCAUCCGCCGCGGCGUUCACGCUGUACGUCAUGAACCCGAGGACGCUGUCGUCCGGGAAGCUCUACGCGUACACGUACGACGAGGAGGGGGGUGCCGAUGGGGGUGCCGACGACGUCGGAAACGUCGGCGCGUGCCCCGGCCAGCUGUACGUCGCCGAUCGCCGCUACGCGUGGAUCGACCUCACCGCCGGGCCGACGUCGUACGGCCCCGCGGACGGCGGCGAGGGCGCGGCGUGGAUGACGCUUCCCAGGGUGACGGAGGCGCAUCGCGCGCGGCCGGCCGCGCUCGUCGUGCCGCUGCUCGGCGCGCUUCGACGCGCGUGCGACCACCUGUUCGCGCCCGCGUUGGAUCGCGCGCCGAGCGCGCAAUGGGACGAGACCGAGAUCGCCAUCCUGCGCGUCACGGACGUCCCGAACGGGAACGCCGAUCGCGCGCCGCGCGUGGACGCGGACGCGAUGACGCGGCUGUUCAACCGACGCGCGGGCGCGCGCGACCGCGAGGGGCGAGGGGCGGAAGGGGCCAGCACGGCGUCGACGAAGACGAAGACGACGGUGACGGACCGGGAGGUGAGCGUCGGCGACUGCGCGUCGUGCGCGGCGGCGAUGUACCGCGCGCUGAAGGCGAGCGCGCGCCACGCGGGCGCGCCGUCCGGGACCACCGGCGGGUUCGGGAUCGGCGACGACCGCGGGACCGUCGCGGCAAAAUACGCGUCAGGGAGGCACAGGGAGUUCCUCGACGCCGCGGAGCUGCGGUAUUGGCUGCGCGCGUUUCGAGGGAGGAUCGAGGCGGAGACGCGCGCGACGCUCGGCGCGCCGGGGUCGGGCGAGAUUCUCGAAACGGAUAAAAGUGGGCGGUUACGACGUGGAGAAAACGCGCGACGACGACGCAGACGCGUCGUUCCCGUGUUCCUCUUCGAUCUCGUGCGAUCCGAGCCGCUGCUCUUCGACGGCGCGCGACGAGCGGUCGCGUUCUCGGAUAUGGUCGUCGCCGUGCGAACGCUCGCGCCGACGCUCCCGGCGUCGUCGUCGUGCGAGGGGAAGCGCGUGCUGUUCGAGCCGUCGGACGUCCGCGCGCCGUUGACCGCGGCCAUCUUGCGCACCGCGUUCGGCGUCGCGCCGACGCACCUGACGUGGUCCGAGAGCGCGAACGACGUCGUUCGAGACUACCUGUUCAGCGUCGGGAACGAUCCGUUCGGCGACCUCUCCGGCGGCGGCGCGCGGCGGACGCUCCCGUUCCACGUCGCGGACGCGAUGGAGCGCAACGCGGUGUUCGGAUCCAUCGCGCGAUCGGUUCGCGACGCGACGCGCGUCCUUCGCGCGGUGGAGAAGCUCAGGUGGAGAGGCGACGACAGAGAGGUGAGGGACGACCCCGAGCGAAGGCUCUUGCCGAGCGCGAGAGACCGAGACGAGUACGACGCGAGAUGGGCCGUGGUCGGGUACAAGCGCACGCGCGCGCUCGCGUCCGCGGCGAUGCACGCGCACGCGGACGCGAUGUACCACGCGGAGUCGAUGGCGAGGGACGUGGAGGCGAUCGUCGCGAUCGUGAAGCGCGCGUCGGAGAAGCUCGAGCCGACGUUGGAGUGCUUCGAAGACGCGCAAGGGGGGGCGUCUUUUCUCUCGCUUCGACGCCCCGGGAGGGCGGCGAGCGCGGCGGUCGCGCUCGCCGCCGCCACGUGGGCGCUCAACCGCGCGCGAAUUCGCGCGGCGGCGUGGUGGGAGGUGAAGAUCUCGAAGCAGUUCUAGAUGCGAUAGACGUCGUCAGUCAUUUCGCGCGUAUUAGGUAUCGCGUCAAUCGUCGCGACGGACGCGAGCGUUGGCGUUCCUUUCUUUCUCUCUUCAAGAGGCUUCUUCGCUCGUCGUCCCCUUGUCGCCCUCCCGCGGCAGCAACGCCUCCAGCGACUCCCUCUCCUGCGCGCUGAGCGCAGCCUCGACGUCGUCGAUCGAGUCCAUGCUCAGGACGUCCUCGGCGAAGAACACCUCGUUGAACUUCGUCUUCGGCGGCGGGCCCUUAAACCCCCGUCCGCCGCUCAUGCGUUUACUCCGGUAAUACUCGUGCGUGUUGAGUAUCGUCGCUCGCGUGACCAGCCCCGCGAGCUUCCACGCCUUCUUAUCGUCCUCGUAGUUGGCGACGACCGGGAUGCACCCCUCGCCGUUCUCGACGAGUAUCCUCUCGCACUCGCUCACGGGCGUCGUCAGCGUGACCGCAGAUCGAAGCUUCAUGUACCCGCUCACCGGCCGAUCGAGCUGCCCUUUGAUCGCGGCGACGUCAACCUCCGUGAUCGACACCACGCCCACGAGAACGCCGUCGUCGGAGAUGACCGGGCACGACCUGUGCCCGUGUUCCCUCUCGAGGAGGCCGCCCACCUCCCCCAUCGUCAUCGACGGCCGCGCGCUGACGACGUUCGCCGCGCGUUUCAUGACGUCCCCCGCCGUCUUCUGCGGCGGCACCUGCGUCGCCA
Micromonas pusilla CCMP1545 is the source of this 3317-nucleotide messenger RNA. RefSeq lists its product as uncharacterized. The transcript is spliced from 2 exons. Lineage: Eukaryota; Viridiplantae; Chlorophyta; Mamiellophyceae; Mamiellales; Mamiellaceae. The record is from RefSeq and is a predicted model, not a curated record. The coding region runs from base 1 to 2601 and encodes 866 amino acids.